This is a messenger RNA of Symbiodinium necroappetens, 528 nucleotides long. Lineage: Eukaryota; Dinophyceae; Suessiales; Symbiodiniaceae. The record is from the annotation of a GenBank genome assembly.
GCUGCCGCGACGCCUGCCCAGGCUGCGAAGAUUGCGAAAGCGCAAAAUGCGGCACUGGGUGGAAGUGGUGUCCGGCACUUGCUUACCGUGUGCAGCAUCUGCGGCAGUGGUGGUAAGGGAAUCUUGGGCCCGCGGUUUCGGUGCAUUCACUGCCCGAACUUUAGUGUUUGUCAAAAGUGUGAGCCAAAGCUGGCAUCGCAGCAUCCGGAAGGUCAUGUUUUCCAGAUCAUGUUCGAAGACGACCUGGACUGGGAGAGGGUUCAGACGCCCUUUCCGCGCGGAGUUCGGGCACGACUUCGCGGCAAUGCAGAGGUUGCGACGACCGGCGGUGCAACUGCAGGUCGCAAGCGGCGCCUCUCCAGUGAAGGAGUCCUGAGGGGCCAGAAGCGCGGCAAGUACCAACUCGAGCUCACAGAUGGUUCCGGAAUUCUCGAAGUCACCGUCCAUCAGAUCCAGCCGCUGCUGGCACUGAAGCAGGCCGAGCGCAUUGAAGCCUCGGGGGUUCUGGGCGAUGGGCCUUCGGCGUGA